AUGGAGGGGUCCAGACUAAUUCCCGGGGGAGAAAUCCAACCGACUGACGCUAGCAAUUUGUCGUUGAGCUCGGGAAGAGAUGAGGAUGAGAAAACGUUAGUUGGAGGGGGCAAGGGUGGUGGCUUUGGCGGCGGAUUUGGAGGAGGAGCCGGUGGUGGGUUUGGAGGAGGAGCUGGUGGUGGAUUUGGAGGAGGAGCUGGCGGUGGUGGUGGAGGUGGUGGAGGAGGAGGAGGUGGAGGAGGUGGUUUUGGUGGUGGAGGAGGUUUUGGUGGUGGACAUGGUGGAGGUGUCGGUGUCGGUGGUGGAGUUGGCGGUGGUAUUGGAGGUGGGGGUGGACACGGUGGAGGAGUUGGUGGUGGGUUUGGAAAAGGUGGAGGUAUCGGUGGAGGAAUCGGAAAGGGUGGAGGAAUUGGCGGUGGCAUCGGUAAAGGCGGUGGCAUUGGUGGUGGAAUCGGUAAAGGCGGUGGUAUUGGUGGUGGAAUAGGCAAAGGUGGAGGAGUUGGCGGUGGUAUCGGUAAAGGUGGAGGUAUUGGUGGCGGGAUCGGCAAAGGUGGAGGUAUUGGUGGUGGGAUCGGCAAAGGUGGAGGAGUUGGCGGUGGAAUUGGCAAAGGAGGAGGAGUUGGGGGUGGUUUCGGCAAAGGUGGAGGAGUUGGUGGUGGAAUUGGCAAAGGUGGAGGUAUCGGCGGAGGCAUUGGAAAAGGUGGUGGAAUUGGUGGUGGAAUAGGCAAAGGCGGUGGAAUUGGUGGAGGCAUUGGCAAAGGCGGAGGCAUUGGCAAAGGCGGAGGCAUUGGUGGCGGAAUUGGCAAAGGCGGAGGCAUUGGUGGUGGAGGUGGAUUUGGUAAGGGUGGAGGUAUCGGUGGAGGUAUUGGCAAAGGGGGAGGAAUUGGUGGUGGAGGUGGAUUUGGUAAAGGUGGAGGUAUCGGCGGAGGUAUUGGCAAAGGCGGAGGCAUUGGAGGCGGUAUUGGCAAAGGUGGAGGUAUUGGCGGAGGAGGUGGAUUUGGUAAGGGUGGAGGCAUUGGAGGCGGUAUUGGCAAAGGUGGAGGUAUUGGCGGAGGAGGUGGAUUUGGUAAGGGUGGAGGCAUUGGAGGCGGUAUUGGAAAAGGUGGUGGAAUUGGUGGCGGCAUUGGAGGUGGAGGAGGCUUUGGUGGAGGUGGUGGAAUCGGUGGUGGAAUAGGCAAAGGAGGAGGUUUUGGCGGAGGAGGUGGAUUUGGUAAGGGCGGAGGAUUUGGCGGUGGAGGCGGAGGUGGAGGCGGAGGAGGAGGCGGUGGAAUCGGACACCACUAAACAAAAAUAUACACAUGAAGAAGGUUGCAUUGCAUGUCUCACGUCACGUACAACAUGGUUUACAAGUUUGAGAGUGUUGUUGUUUCCAAAUAUAGUACUAGUUUUAAUCUUUAUGUACUUUGUCUCUAUUUGAAUUACGAGCUAUGAGUUUUGUUAGACGCACA
Molecule: messenger RNA, 1448 nt
Organism: Arabidopsis lyrata subsp. lyrata
Lineage: Eukaryota; Viridiplantae; Streptophyta; Magnoliopsida; Brassicales; Brassicaceae
Product: glycine-rich cell wall structural protein
Exons: 2
Coding region: 1-1284 (427 amino acids)
Source: RefSeq, a predicted model, not a curated record